GCGCGAAGUAAUUUCAGACAUGGCUGCGGAGUCACUUGGCGGAAUGCUUUUUGGCUACAAAUCUACCGCUAAAAUACGACCAGAUAACAACGAUGUAGUGUGGGUGAACAAAAGACACGAUCCCCAGGAUCUCAGAAGUAAUGCGCCGGUACAGAGGUCUAAAUUUAUCUGCGAUCCACCAGUCGCCACCACCGUCCCUGAACACUGGGCACGCGAAACACAACCUUCUUUGAAAACAUUUUCACGACAUUUGGAAGAGGAAAAGUGGUACCCUUCUUCUCAAGCAACAAGAUGCGAGGAGUGGUCGACUCUCAGGCAGAUGCUUCCCUCUAAAGGUUUUCCAAGCAGAAGUAUUUACCCGAGAUGGGGAACAGGCAUGGCGCUUCCGCCGCCAUUUCAUCCCAAAAGUCAAAAGCAUUUCCCUCACAUCAACAGUCCCAUGACCAGGUAAGUUCUAUUUUCUGACUUUUUAGCCCUUAAGUAUUGCCUUAGUUUAACUUGUUAACACAUUAUUUGAGUGGAAGUCCUGCUAAUUAGCGGAUAUGGACGCGCCUUGGCAAGGUUGUUUAACCUAUGAACAAUGUUUUGUUUACUUUACCGUUGUUUUAUUGCAUUAUCAGUAAAAACGGUCGUCUAGUAAAAGCACACACGGUUUAGUUAAGACCAGAUAUAAGACCUAUUUUUCCGAAUUUGCUAAGUUAUAGAUUUGUUACAAUAAAGGCCUUGUUUAUGCAUUUAAUUUACCCAGUUUCCAAGUACGGGCAAGUAGCAGGGGGAGUGGGGUAAGGUAGCGUCAUUAUUCAGGAUCUCUUUGGCCAGCGGGAGCAGACGCCUUUCCCACGCCAUGAAAAGAGCAUCUGAGAAGCAAUCUCCCUGAUGUCAUUCUCUUUUUAAAACUGAUAAUAAUUCGGGCUCCCAUUUUUGUGAAGCUAAAGCCUGGUUCUCAUAUGCCGGCAAUUUAUCUGCAACAUAACCGCCGGUACUGCCUGGGACACUUCUCGGACAAAUGAGAAAAUGUGUCACCGGCAACUGAAGCCAUCGCAGAGCUCUACCGCCGGCUUGCCUGCAUAGUUGAACUUGAGUCAACUUCGCAGGCAUGCCGGGGCCAGGGGGGUAAAGACUGGGAUGAGCAAUGUUGCCGGCCACUUCUGUUCACAUAUCUGAACAGUAUCCCAGGCAUGACUGACGGCCACGUCGCAGGUGCAGCGGCUGGCAAACAUUUCACUGCAAAAACAGCUGACAUCUAAGGUAAGUCUACAACACACUCCUAGGUGUGAACAAUCCAAUGAAAGUAAUAAAUAAAUCAGUUUCAAACACAUAAGUUGCGAAACGUAUGUAUUCAGCAAGUUACAUGAUGUUUUUUUCACUUCUUUUUGGUGGAGCAAGAAAGAAAGAACAAGAAAGUGACAGAGAUUUAUCAGCAAUGGUUAAGUCCAUUGACAUUUUGAAACGCUGAAAAUCAUUAGAAAUGCAGAAGCUGGAACAGCUGCAGCACAUGCCAUUUCCAAUAUACACAGACAGCAAACUCAACACAGACAAACAGAAGUUAAACUUGUUUAAUGUCUUCUACUUUCAACUCAGAAAUAAUUAUUAUUCCCAAAUAGUCAUGGGUACUGAAGCAAAUCUCUCCCAUGCGAUUAUAAUACAGUAGAACUCUGUUAAUACAGUCACCAAUGUUGGCUGUAUUAACUGGGUGGCCGUAUUAACCAGGGUUUUUUACAAGAAAAUGUAUGGCGGUUUUGCCAGGUGGCAAAAAAAAAACUAUCCUAAUAAUGAGGUGGCCGUAAGGCAGGGUUUCAAUGUAUUAUUGUUUUGCACAAGCCCAUAUUGCAUGCCAUUGCUGGCUCAGUAUUAUGCAAUAUUUGAAUUAAACUUAAAAAUACUUUUUUUUCUUCCAGAUAUGUGGAUGAUAUGCAUCUUACAAACAGGUUGUUUAAGCUGCACUGAGUUUUAGUUUGACAACUAACAUCAAGAUCUGUCAGAAGACCCUGGAAAUGCUCAAGCAGACAUUCUCAAAGACAGGACUAGCUUUUUAUAGUUCCCUUCUGAAAUCUCUAGUUUCUAGAUUCUUACCAUGCCACAAUUUAUAGAGGAUUAACUUUAUAAAUAAUAACAGUAAAUUUUCAAUAACAGUUCAGCAGAAUGUUUCUAGUAUUUAUAUACUAUUUUUUCUAUUCAAGAAAGUGUAAAUAAAAGAAUGAAGCAUAAGGUUUUUUGUGGCAACCUCUUUACUGUCUAUUUACACCUAAGCCUCCAAAAGGCUAAAAAAGAGGCCCUCUUGGGGGGGG
Messenger RNA from Porites evermanni, 2288 nucleotides. The record is from the annotation of a GenBank genome assembly. NCBI's taxonomy places the organism in Eukaryota, Metazoa, Cnidaria, Anthozoa, Scleractinia, Poritidae.